GCAACAUGGCCGACAGGAAUAUGAGUGAAGAAAGCCGUGAAAGAUAUAUUUCUAGCAUAAAUUCCUUAAAAGAGCUUCUUGCAAGGUCCGAGGAACAACAGCAACUUAUUGCAAUGGAUGAAGGGUCAGUUACUGAACUGUUUGGUCACAUACAACAGCAACGACAGGAAAAGCAAGUGGGAAACAUUUCUCAAAAUAUUUCAAAUAGUGCAACAGAGCAAGCUAAUCCAGCAAUAGACUCAAGUGAAGCUCCUUUAACCAACAUAGAGGCAGGAGAAGAGGAGAGGGGAAUGUCAAUAGAUUUUGAGGUUGAGUUAUUUAUUGAAGAAAUUCGGAAACUUGGAUGUUUGUGGAAUACAUCUUUAUCUUCUUACAAAGACAGAAAUGCAAAACAAAAUGCAUGGAAAAUUCUCUCCAACAUAUUUAACAAAGAUGUGGAAUUUUUAAAGACACAGUUGAAAUAUUUGAAAGAUAACUUGAAGAAAUGCCUUGAUAGGAGAUCCAAGGCUACAAAAUCAGGGGCAGCUGCAUCAAAGUUGCCCACAUGCAAGUAUUUUGAUCAGUUGAGAUUUCUGCAUGGCAAAGUCUGUAACAAACCUACAGAAAGCAAUUUGACACCAGUGAUUGAUGUUGAAGAUUCAUCUUUAGCAGUCAAUAAUUCUUCUGCACUUACUAGUUUUGUAACCCAGUCAGUGCUCUGCCCCGAGACCUCAACUCCAACAUCAUCAAAGAGUAUUCCAGCCUCUGCUCCAGGAAAAAGUAAAGCAGAGACUGAAAUUAUUGCAAAUACACCUGCAAAGCGAAGUAAGUCAAGAGCAGAAAUGGCAUUUGCAGUAGAUACAAUGUUGGUGAAGACAUUGAAGGAUAUGCAAGAACCCACUGUUACUGAUCAAGAUGAAGAUUUAUUAUUUUGCAAAAGCCUUGUACCAAUACUUAAAAAGAUGCCUGCAAGACAAAAUAGGCUUGCCAAAAUAAAAAUAAAUCAACUUUUGUUUGAUAUAGAGUUUAAUGAUGAACUGUGACUAAUUUCAUCAAAAUAGAGUGACUUUCUCUAAAAACAAUAGACACUCAAAAUUUUAAAGUUAAAGUUGUACAGUAUGAUUCAUUUACUGAGAGUUUCUUUUAUAAGAUGUGAAUUAAACAGUAUUUUAAUUGUCAAGUGAAUGUAAGGUUCGCGUAACCAUUUCCAUUUGCCAGCUGACAGCACCCUGUUGUGAAUUGAAAUAUUCCUUGAAGUCAUCACGAGUACUUUUGGCUGAUUUAGAAUAGUUGUUUGAACCAAUUUGCGGAAUAGGGACCAUUCCUUCAAUGUUUCCUUCCCUUCUCCAUUCCCCAGUUUGCUGACCAGCUGCUGAUUCAUGAUCUGUGUAGCUAAGUGGGCAGUAACUGUGGGUAUCCUCUGGAGAUCUUGUUGCCAUUAAAAAGUUGUGCAAAACAACAACUGCUUUGGUAAUAUUUAUCACCUUCUCCACGUUUGCAAUGAUUGGUUUUCGAAACACUCGGAAACGUGAUGUUGCAACCCCAAAACAAUUCUCAAUAAUUCGCCGUGCCCUUGAUAGUCUAUAAUUGAACACCCUUUCUGCAAGGGUUAAGUUCUGUCCUGGGUAAGGUUUCAUCAUGAAAGUCUUGAGUCCAAAAGCAUCGUCCGCGACAAAUACAUA
This is a messenger RNA of Dendronephthya gigantea, 1661 nucleotides long. RefSeq lists its product as uncharacterized. Bases 6 to 1022 code for a protein of 338 amino acids. Gene Ontology annotation, biological process: regulation of transcription by RNA polymerase II. The transcript has 3 exons. NCBI's taxonomy places the organism in Eukaryota, Metazoa, Cnidaria, Anthozoa, Malacalcyonacea, Nephtheidae. The record is from RefSeq and is a predicted model, not a curated record. Gene Ontology annotation, cellular component: transcription regulator complex; nucleus. Gene Ontology annotation, molecular function: DNA binding.